AUGCUUGCAGCCCGUGCCCUUCGCGGGCCUCAGUGGUAUCGAUAUGCCGCAACGCGACGAGCAUACUCGGUGUCUAUUCAAGGAGACAGACCUGCCCGUGUCAAGACCAUCGCAGAUCUCAAAGAAUUCCAGUCAGCCCAGCCUGUCUCAGACGUCCAGGUCUGUGGCUGGGUGAGGUCGGUUAGGAAGAGCGCCGGCGUUCGGUUUGUCGAUGUGACAGACGGUUCUUCCAUGCGCCCAGUUCAGGCCGUGGUCGACAAGUCACUUGCUACAGACAUCCGCCCAGGCUCGGCAGUCCGCUUUCUUGGAACCUGGAAAGACGGGUCCGAGAUCAAGCACAGCCAACCGGCUUCUUCCACCGAGGAGUUGCCCAUGUCUGAACCAGCUGCGUAUGAACUCCAAGUUCAGCAAGUCGACAUUCUAGGUUCUUCAAAUCCGCAGACAUAUCCUAUACAAAAUAAGUAUCAAACUCCCGAAAGUUUGCGGACAAUCUCACAUCUGCGAUCUCGCACCCCGAUGAAUAGCACCCUUUUGCGCUUUCGCUCUGACGCCACUGCCCUUUUGACGCAGUUCUUCUUUCGCGAGCAGUUUCAGCAAACACAUCCACCUAUCAUUACCUCAUCAGAUUGCGAGGGAGCUGGAGAGGCUUUCAUGGUGCAGGCCGCUGGCAAAGGUCAUUUCUUUAGAGACCCCAAGUACCUCACAGUGUCGACGCAGCUGCAUCUCGAGUCUUUAGCCCAAGCCCUCGGCGAUGUUUGGACAUUGUCUCCUACCUUUAGAGCCGAAAAGAGCGACACAUCUCGGCAUCUCAGCGAAUUCCAAAUGCUAGAGGCAGAGAUGAGCUUCGUGAAUAGCAUGGAUGAUGUCAUGGACCUGGCCCAAAGGAUGCUCGUGUCGCUCACAACCGGUCUAAAGGACCUUCGUGCAGCCAAAGAGCUAGAAUACAAUAGACUGGACGCCAAGGAACGUGCCGAGAAGCUGGCCUUUGAGGAUCUCGAGAGUGCCGAGGUCCUCACACGCCGGUGGAACGGCAUGAUGACAACAAAGGCAUGGCCAAGGCUCACAUACACGGAGGCUAUUGAGCUGCUGCAACCGGUAGCGGAUCAAUUCGACCAUAGACCUGUGUGGGGUGCUGGACUCCAGUCAGAGCACGAAAAGUUUCUUGCCGAAAAGAUCGGCUACGACGAAGCAAACGAUGCUUACCUCCCCAUCUUUAUCACACAGUACCCUCGCGAGAUCAAGGCUUUCUACAUGCUCAAAGCGACCGAAUCGCCGGCCCAAGGCCAAACUGUCGACUGCUUUGACCUCCUGGUGCCCGGUCUCGGCGAGCUUGCGGGAGGCUCCAUGCGCGAGCAUCGCUUGCCGGAGCUGGAGGAGAGCAUGAGGUUACACGGGUUACCUGUGCCUAAUCCCCGCCAACCCGGAAGCAACAACCUCUCUUGGUAUCUGGACUUGCGGCGAUGGGGGUGCCCACCGCACGGCGGCUUCGGACUCGGCUUCGACCGACUUCUCAGCUACCUCACUGGCGUCACCAACGUUCGUGAUGUGGUACCCUUUCCACGCCAUUUCGAACGCUGCGACUGUUGA
Messenger RNA from Akanthomyces muscarius, 1587 nucleotides. RefSeq lists its product as uncharacterized. Lineage: Eukaryota; Fungi; Ascomycota; Sordariomycetes; Hypocreales; Cordycipitaceae. Gene Ontology annotation, biological process: asparaginyl-tRNA aminoacylation. Gene Ontology annotation, molecular function: ATP binding; asparagine-tRNA ligase activity; nucleic acid binding. Bases 1 to 1587 code for a protein of 528 amino acids. The transcript is spliced from 3 exons. The record is from RefSeq and is a predicted model, not a curated record. Gene Ontology annotation, cellular component: mitochondrion.